Messenger RNA from Drosophila ananassae, 1025 nucleotides. RefSeq lists its product as uncharacterized. The record is from RefSeq and is a predicted model, not a curated record. The transcript has 2 exons. Lineage: Eukaryota; Metazoa; Arthropoda; Insecta; Diptera; Drosophilidae. Bases 140 to 430 code for a protein of 96 amino acids.
UGCCUUUAUUUGGCCUUCUUGGUGGAAUGUCUCUUAAAAUAGGCAUCAUAGAAGGCUGCAUUCGGGCAGUCAGUAGUGUGAGUUCUAGUUUGGCUCCAGUAAUUCAUUUCUCAUUGAACAACAAAGACCAAAAUCGAAAAUGCCGUUUAAUAAGCCCCCGGAAAUAUCGUUUCCUAUACACAAUAGCCACUUCAACAAGACUAUGGCCAAUGUUAAAGUGGCAUGUGUACUGGCCCUAACUGCUCCUCUCUUGUUGUACGCUUUCCGGAAUGUACCACAUAAGAGGAAGUAUAAGUACUUCUAUUCGCACUACGAUCCUUUGGAUGCCUUCGAUCGCAUGAUGAACGGAGGCUACUUGGAGUCAUGUCCUCCUGGCAGUGGAGGCAAGAAGGACAAAGACAAAGACAAGGACAAAAAGAAGAAGAAAUAAACAAACAAUAAUGCAUAUGUAACGAUUAAAUAGUGUAAUGGAUAGAAAGGUAUUAGAACACAUACAAUGUUAUUUAGUAAUAUAUGAAAAUCACACUGGAAAGGAAAUCAAACAAGGUUAGAAUUCUAAGAAAUUGAACUGGAGCAUUGCAAACAAUCUAUAAUCUAGGAUAAUCUUCAUAAAUGUUGCAGAUUUCCUUAAUUUUGGUCCAUCGAAUCCAAAAUUGCAAUACACAGCAAGAAUAAACGGAAAAUGGACGCAUCUGAAAACUGAUCUCAACUUAAAUCGCAGCAACCUACGCGAACUUUGCAAUAUUAUACUACACACUUAAAAAGAAUAAACGGUAAUGGACGCUUCUGCAAACUUAUAGAAGCAUAUCAACACACUUAAAAAAAUAUAAAAGGUAAUGGACGCUACCGCCCUCUUUGAGCUUACAUCGACAUCAUAAAAGGCUGUUUUGGAUAUCGAUGAUCAAAAUUUAAACCUACACAUUAACUUUUAACUAAACACUUUAACUAGACGCUUUACUAAUCUUGUUAACGCAGAUUGAACUCUCCACAAACUUCAAUUAUAAAUAAAUGUGACGCCGCCUGAA